UUUUUCUUUGUUUUCAGAACCACCCGACCCACCGUGGAACUUAACAGUCGUUAAUGUCACGAGCAGAUCUUUAACUCUUCACUGGUUGAAUGGCUUCAGUGGUAACAGUCAAAUAUUGCGACAUCUCGUGCAGCACAAGGUAAUUACAGAUUUGUGGAUGGACACAACAACACAGCUGAUAGUCCCUGGUCUCGAGAGUACCACUUCUUUACAAAACCUUCAACCAGUGACCACGUAUAAUAUUCGUGUACAAGCCGAAAAUAGUCUGGGACCCAGCGACCCCAGUAACGAGAUAGAAGUAACAACACUGGAAGAAGCACCCUCUGGUGUCCCUACUGAGGUGAACGUUUAUUCCGCUGGCUCUCAGUCUCUCAAGGUUAUGUGGAAGCCAGUAGAUAAAACUCUUCGUAAUGGACAAAUCAAGGGUUAUAACGUGGGUUUCCGUAAGACGAGCUCUGAUGAGCCCUAUCAAAUAAGAGAUAUCGCUACAGUGACGUCAUAUUCUGAGACUGAUGGCUGGCACACGACGUAUCUGACCAACCUAAUCAGACUGACCAACUACAGCGUCGUGGUACAAGCCUACAAUAAAGCAGGGUUCGGGCCCAUGACCAAAGAAGUAACUGCGUCAACAUUGGAAACUGCGCCACCUACAUCUCCUGUUGUCAAAGUUACAGGUGUAACCUCUUCCUCGGCAAAUUUUCAAUGGAAUAGAGAUCCAAAAGACAAAUCAACAGUCACAGAAUAUAUAUUCCACUUUAAGACCACAAAUGGAGAAUGGUUUAAGCGACAUUUACACAGCAGUGCUAACUCACUUACUCUGAACGACCUUCGGUGCGGAACUCAAUACGAAGCCUACUUGACAGCUUCUAACUCGCUAGGAACUGGUGAGCCUAGUCAGACCCUACAUUUUCGAACAAAAGAUAUCGCGCCUGUCCCUCCUCUGAAAGAUGUGUUUCUGGAAGUUCACGGUACUUCAGUAAUCCUCCUAUUGACCACAUGGCAAGAUGGCGGCUGUCCCAUUAGAAACUUCACGGUGUCGUACAAACCAAAAACACAGCACAGAUGGCACAACAUUUCACAUCAGGUUUCUUAUGGCAACAAAAAAUUUAAUAUCCCGUUUCUGAAACCAGGAGAAGUUUACCAACUCCUAGUGACCGCUCGUGGAGAUGGUGGAGUCACUCAGGCCAAUUACGAGUUCCGGACUCAUCGUGUGGCCACUACGUUCGUUGCCACUGCUUCUUCGACGAUUAAGCACAAGGGUCGUGCCUUGCCUUUCCAUAAGAAUCUAAUACUUAUUGUACCUGUUGUUGUGUCUGCAUUUGUCAUUAUCCUAAUCAUCAUCAUCGUAGUAGUCUGCUUACGCAAGCACCCGUCAGAGGGAAGCACAAGAUGUACUUCAGAGAGUGGGCGCCAGAGAGGAAAGCAGUCAGUUGACGAAAAUGUUGUAAUGGGAGACUUGUCGGAAAAGCUUACAGGUGCCACCAAAACGGGAACAGAACGACAGAGCUACUACUCAUCUCCAACUAGAAGACCCAUCCUGAGGUCCCACAUUGGGACCAGAGGAAGAAGACCUGAUAACCAUGAAUACGCAGAACCUUAUGCUUCCGUUCCUCCGCCAAGACGUGUACCAGAUGACGUCAGCAGAGACUAUAUAAAAGAUAGGCCUAACGAAGGGUCCGUUGGUACAAUCAGAAGUACGUUUAGUAGACCAGAAGGGGACCUCUGGAACGAUGGCAGGAGUAAUCAACCUCCAGGACUAUGGGACAGGUAUGAGCCUAGCAGCAAUUCUAGCCAAUCAGAAAACAGUAACGACAGAACAAGCAGCCAAUACAGUGGAGGCAGACGGAUUCAGAUGUAAACGAUUGGCUGGAUUGUAUUUUAUCACUUUUUCUAGUCCUCCACAAUGUGUUAUCUCACUGUUUCUCAAGCUUGUUUUUGUCGAUAAACAAGUUAACCCUAAUCUAUCACAUGUUUCAUAUCAUUUCCUGUUCUUUCCAGUCUGUACCAGGUACGAAAGUUGAUUGUCUGUGUAUCAAACAGCUACUCUAAUAAACAUUUUGUCAAAACA
Messenger RNA from Limulus polyphemus (Atlantic horseshoe crab), 2068 nucleotides. RefSeq names its product Down syndrome cell adhesion molecule homolog. The record is from RefSeq and is a predicted model, not a curated record. Gene Ontology annotation, molecular function: protein binding. The coding region runs from base 158 to 1858 and encodes 566 amino acids. The transcript is spliced from 12 exons. Lineage: Eukaryota; Metazoa; Arthropoda; Merostomata; Xiphosura; Limulidae.